UGUCUCCAGGUCCUGCUUUCAUAAUCCAGUGACCCUGUCCCCACCCCCUCUAACUCUGCUCUAUUAUCCUGUGCUCUGGAUCCUGGUCUCUGUCAGUCUAUGGUCUCUGUACUGUACACCCUCAGUGAGCACAUCUAAUUUGCUGGUUCCUCGGGUGGGCGGAGCAGCAGCAGAACUCUGCCCGGCCGCACAGCGCUGCUCUCGGCUCAGCCUCGCGCAGGUCCCGGUCCCUCUCUGGUCCCUCUCCAUUCAUGCGGACCCGGCUGGAGAUUUGGUGGUCGACUGUAGCCGGUGUGUGAGUGGACCAUGGCUGCUAAAGAGGACCUCUACAGUAAAAUCCUUCCUCGGAGGCUCCGGCAGAACCGGCCGGGCUCAGUGAAGACCGGAUCCUCCAACCUGGACGUGCUGUUAUCUAUGGGCUUCCCCAGACCCAGAGCACUGAAAGCUCUGGUGUCAACAGGAGGUCGGAGUGUGCAGGCAGCAUGUGACUGGCUGUUCUCCCACGUGGAUGACCCGUUCCUGGACGACCCCCUGCCCAGAGAGUUUGUCCUCUACCUGCGACCCAGCGGACCUCUUCAGAACCAGCUCUCUCACUUCUGGCAACAGAGUCGAGUCACAUGUGGCAAAAACAAAGCUCACAACAUCUUCCCUCACAUCACCCUCUGUCAGUUCUUCAUGUGUGCAGACCACAAAGCAGAAGCCUUAUGCGAGGCGCUCAAGGCCAGCGUCCAGCAGUGGCGGGGUCGAUUCCCAAGCCCUCUACCUCUCGAGCUCUACACGUCCUCCAACUUCAUCGGCCUGUUCGUGGAGGAGCAGGUGGCCGACGUGCUGAAGCAGUUUGCGGCUGACUUCGCCGCAGAAGCAGCCCGGAAGGCAGUCCACGUAGAGCCUCACAAGAAGCAGCUCCAUGUAACUCUGGCCUACAACUUCCCCACCAAUCACCUCCCAUCUCUGGAGAAGCUGGCCAAAGGCAUCGAGGUGAAGCUGGGCUGUGAUUGGCUGGCGGUGCUUUUCUCCCGGGACAUUCGAUUUGCAAACCAUGAGACCCUGCGUGCGAUGUACCCCUACCUCCCUCAGAACGAGGACGAGCUGGAGCUGGUUCCAGGUGAUUUUGUCUUUGUGUCUCCGGUGGAUCAGGGCAGCACCAGUGAGGGCUGGGUGUACGGGACCUCUCUGGCUUCGGGGCUGUCCGGCCUGCUGCCCGAGAACUACGUCAGCCUGGCCGAUGAGUCUGAGACCUGGGUCUUCCACGGCUCCCACUCGUUCUUCAGCUGUGGGCCCAGUGAAAGGACGAGCAAGGACAGAGGGAUGUUUGACGGACUGCUGGACAGCCGACGCACUGACAACACGAGUCCUGGAGACACACCCACCCUCAGUCUCAUCUGUCAUCCUAUGCAGCAGGUUCUGCGGAUCAGUGGGAGUCACUCGCGGCAGCCAAAGAGGACGCUGUUUGUGUGCAGGCACGGGGAGAGGAUGGACGUGGUCUUUGGCAAACACUGGCUCACGCUCUGCUCCGACAGUAAAGGUAGAUAUGUCCGUUCCAAUCUGAACAUGCUUCCCAGUUUGCCGCUCUGGGGCGGACAGAGAGAUUAUGACAUGGACGCUCCGAUCACUGUGUUUGGAUCCACACAGGCGCGACUAGUAGGUGAGGCCCUGUUAGAGAGCAACACAGUGAUAGACUUUGUGUACUGCUCUCCCUCCCUGCGGUGUGUUCAGACUGCACAGAACAUCCUGAAGGGCCUGCAGCAGGAAGGGAAGAUGAAGGUGCGAGUGGAGCCGGGGCUUUUUGAAUGGACCAAGUGGGUUUCUGGGAACUCGCUGCCUGCGUGGAUUCCUCCCUCUGACCUGGCUGGGGCGCACUUUAGCGUGGACACAACAUACAGACCUCUGAUCCCUGUCAGCAAGCUCACUGUGUCCGAACCCUUUGAGACCUACAUGAGCCGGAGCUACCAAGUGACCAAAGACAUCCUGUCAGACUGCAAAAACACUGGAAACAACGUACUGAUUGUAGCCCACGCGUCCUCCUUGGAGGCCUGCACGCGCCAGCUGCAGGGCCGCAGCCCACCGAGCGUCAAGGACUUCAUCCAAGUAGUCCGAAAGAUCCCGUACCUGGGCUUCUGCUCAUCAGAAGAGCAGGGGGACACGGGGGUGUGGCAGUUAGUGGACCCUCCCAUCCUCCCCCUCACACAUGGACCAAACCACAGCUUUGACUGGAGAGAGACGCUUCUGCAGGAAUGACACCUGCCUGCUCCGCCGGCCUCAUCAUACUGUAGUCUCACAGAGAAAGUUCCAGACUAGUGUCCACUGAAAUCCUGGAUCCUCUCUGAGUGCAGCUGCAGAGACGUUUCCUGCCUGAAGACGAGGAGCUGAGAACCAGCCGGGGGGAGCUGUCCGUUUAGCAAAUACUCUCGUCACAGUUUUAUCGUCAGCUGUUCUCAAAGCUGGAUCAUCCCAGUCUCAGAACAUUUAGUGAGAUCAGCAUGUUUUUUAACGUGUGCAGUGUACACGAGUAGUGAGAAGGAUCUGAAUGUAUAACAUGAAGUGUGCAGAGCUGCAGUGUCAUGUGAUGCUGAUGUAAUGACGUUUAAAGCAAAAAAAGAAAGAGAACAUUGAAGAUCUUCAGCUCCAUCUAUCCGGUUUUAUUUUCUGCUUGAAAGUCGGGUAGAUUCAAGUUCAUGAAGCCAAACAGUUCAAAUCCAGAACAUAUCAGCUGUGUUACUUCGUGUUUGUGUCCCUUGCAGAAGUCUACAUUGACUUGUUGAAACGGGCUGUUUUAGAUCAUCAACAGAAACAUUAGGUGGUAGUUUUAGAAACUGAUUUUUGUUAGAGUUAAAAUCAGACGGUGUAUUAAAGAUCCAGAUCUCCUGACCCUGUGUUAGAAACCACACCUCAAAGCCAACUCUGCUUAGCAGUCAAUCUGACUUUCGAUGGCACCAUAAUACUCAAACUCAUCAUGCUCAGUUAAAGCUCCUGUGAGGAACUUUAGCUUUGUGUUGAUUUUUGGCGCCCCCUGUGAUCAAAGUGUUAUGUCCCACCUCUUUGUUGUUAUGCUCUUUACAUAUGCAACAAAAAUAUCUGCUCUUUCUGACAGUCAAAUGUUUAAUUCACUGUGAAUUUUUAUGACUUUUCUUCAGGGUCACAUGGUCUGACAGCAGCCCCACUGCAGAGGGUUCAGACAUUAAAAUAACUUCACUAAAAUAAUCCAUCUGGGGUCUUGUUUGCAAAUUAUAAAGAGUUAUCUGCAUCAUUUUCAGUCUGUUUCAUAAACAGCUCCUCACAGGAGCUUUAAAGAAGACGUGAAACUACGGAUAGAGUCCAUGGAUCAAUAAGGAAAGUGUUUACUGAGACACAAAUUUGACUAUAUCUCAUCUGGUUUGAAUAAAUCUGAGCCAAUGACUCCCCCUGCUGGUCAUUAGAUAGAAUGCAGCUUAAAUCUAUGAAAUGUCUUCUCCUUUUACAGGGUAAAGGGUUAACAUAUUCAGUCAAUGUUGACGAUGGUCCCACAUGGGUUUCUGUAGUUUUUAUUUAAUUAUUAACUUCAAUUACCGCUCUAAAGGCCAGGGCAGUGGAGAGCUCUGUCUGUAAUAAAAGAGUUUACUCUGCGCUCAGCAGGAACUCCACGGCCUCUCAUCGCCAGGAUUAAAACAAGUCAUGUAGAUUUUUCUUUUUAAAACAGGUCAUCCUCUGUCCAGCCUGAAGGAGAACUCAGACUCAGCUCACUUCAUGUCUCCAUCAGGGACUCCCCAGAUACUCCAAACACACCACUUUCUCUCUAGUUUGGCACCUUAUGUAGCACAUCCAGUCCAGCUGUCCCUGACGUUGAUGUCGUGUCUGUCAAAUGAAGCAGCAGCAGCGACUUCAACAGCACAACCUGCACUAAAGACAAUCACACAGGAGUUUGUGAUUGUGUGUUGUUACGUGUAGUCCAGAGGUUCAGAGUAGCUGUAAAUACUCAUAUUUUCAGAAAUGUCUUCCGGCUGCUUUUUUUUUUUUUUUUUUUCAAAUAUUUCAUGCAAAAUGUAAAGAAAAGAUUUUAACUUUUAAUCGCAUGCAAGAAUUUAUUUAUGCUCUUUAUCUCAGGUGUUGACUGCAUUUCAGAAGUGAACGUUUGCAGUUUUGAGACGUGUGACAUUGAGCUGCUGUGGUGAAUAUGAGACUGAAUAUGAGAAGAGUCCAUCAUCGUGGUGUUAUGUGUUUUUGUGGAGACAGAAAAGCUCAAUAAAUGCUUUCACUCAUGGGUGUUUGCUCACUUCCCCUAAAGCCACCCCUGCUGAGGUCAGUGACCCAGUCAAAAAAGUCUGGACACACCCCUUGUCCCAAAACAGACACCCCCAAAGGUGAAUCCAAAUACUAAAGCAUUUUAUUUUUAUGUUAAAAAAUAAAAUGUUUGAUUAAUUUAAAGAGUGAAACAGAAGAAGAAGAGAGCGAUUCAAACAAGAAGCCAUGAUGUUCUUAUAUCUUUAUUUAUUGAACACAUCACCAAACAUGUGCAGCAGCUCACUUUAAGUCACCUUCAUGAUUUAUUUAAGAUGACGUGUGAGCAGGCUUCUUAUACAUUUAUUAUAGUUUUUCAUUUCUCCUCUGUCGUUGUGUCUGAAGUUUGACAAAGAGAAAUACUUUGAUGAAUGCCGGCCUCAGGAGGAAAAGGAGGAAACGUCACCAUGUGAUCUGUGAUGAGUUAUCAUUCACAGUCUGUGUUUGUUCUGAUGAAACAUUCAAUAAAAGAUUUUUCUACAUAGCAAUAACA
Messenger RNA from Notolabrus celidotus (New Zealand spotty), 4747 nucleotides. It is a transcript of the gene ubash3bb, whose product is annotated as ubiquitin associated and SH3 domain containing Bb. The record is from RefSeq and is a predicted model, not a curated record. The transcript is spliced from 14 exons. Lineage: Eukaryota; Metazoa; Chordata; Actinopteri; Labriformes; Labridae. Gene Ontology annotation, molecular function: protein binding. Bases 307 to 2238 code for a protein of 643 amino acids.